Molecule: messenger RNA, 1680 nt
Organism: Kogia breviceps (pygmy sperm whale)
Lineage: Eukaryota; Metazoa; Chordata; Mammalia; Artiodactyla; Physeteridae
Source: RefSeq, a predicted model, not a curated record
CCCACGCGCGCGAGGUCCGGUUCACGCGAGCGUUCUCCUGCGCGUCCGCUCCCGCUGUAGCGACGGACAAGUAGGGAAGUCGACCCCCGUCGGUUUGCUCCUCUCGGUGGAGGAGAGAUGGCGAGGCGUUGCGCUGGGGCUGAGGUAGGAAGGAGCCCGCCCCUCGACGCCUAACCCUCCCGCGACGCUAGCCCCUGAGCCGUGAUGCGAGCGUGGGUCCUACUCUCCGCGGUGCUCUGGUACUUCACAGGAGGUGGGGAUCCUCCCGCCUGGUCCCCUGGCCUCUCCCAUCUUCUCCGUCCUGCCUCCUCCGCCCCGCCCCACUCUGAGCCCUGGCUUCUCGUCUACGUAAAAAGUCAGUGGUAUCUUUCCUCCGCAGUUGGAUGGCAGCGUAAUUCCGAGCGCACUGAGAAAGGCUUCAUUUAUGGCAAGCCGGGAGACUCAGUGAAAGUAUAUGUAAAAUUACAUCACAAUAGCCCAGUCUUUGUCUGUAUGGAUUUGAAACGUGCUGAAAAAGAAACAGUGGACCCCACCUACUUAUGGGUUGGGCCUAAUGAAAAGCCAUUAACAAGAAAUAAUAGAACAAAUAUAACUAAAACAGGAAAGCUGAUGGUGAAAGACUUUCUGGAGACUUUGUCUGGACUUUACACAUGCACUCUUUCUUAUAAGACUAUCAAAGCAGAAAGCCAAGAAGAAAAGGUAGUAAAGCAGAGAUAUGACUUUAUGAUCUUUGCCUACCAGGAACCUGACUAUUCAUAUCAGAUGGCUGUACGUUUUACCACAAAAUCUUGUGUGGGAAGGUAUAAUGAUAUGCUUUUUAGAGUGCUGAAGAAAAUCUUGGAUAAUUUAAUCUCUGAUUUGUCAUGCCAUAUCAUAGAACCAUCAUAUAAAUGCCAUUUUGUUAAAGUCCCAAAACAUGGCCUCAUUCCUGAGCUAUUUAUAACCUUUGAAGUUAAUCCUUUUGCACCAGGGUGGAAAGGUAAAUGCAAUGAGUCUGUUGACUGUGAAGAUACCACUAACCAUAAUAUCCUUCAGGCAAGAAAUCGAAUAGAAGAAUUUUUCCGGAGUCAAGCAUAUAUUUUCAGCCAUGACUUUAAUAAAACUCUACCAGCUAUGCAUUUUGUGGACCACAGUUUUCAGAUAGUACGAAUAGAUAGCUGUCGUCCAGGCUUUGGGAAAAAUGAAGGUCUCCACAGCAAUUGCGCUACCUGUUGUGUGGUUUGUGGUCCUGGGACUUUUAGUCCUGAUGUUAAUGUUACAUGUCAGACCUGCGUUUCUAUCCAAAUCUACGGAGCUAACUCUUGUCCAUAAAACUUCAAACAGAAACUGCAACGUGAAGACUAGAGAUGAAAGCAUUGUUACUUGCUUGUGGAGGUGGCAAACAUCAGAUGAUUUGUUCACAUCCCAGAGUGUCAUAGAUAGUUCCAGUAAGUAAGAUCAGUAAGACCAAAACAUUGGAAAACAUACCUUUUAGAAACCCUAAAAAGAUAGUUGACAUGGCAUUUCUAAGAAGGCAUUUAAUAUCUCCAGUGUGCAAAGGAAAGUGUAAGUAUCAGUGGAUGAGUUUUAUUGAAAUGUUUUGUUGUUUACAAACAAUCUGUUUCUGUGUACCUAAGACUAUAUUAAGGUCAAGAAGAGUAGCAAAGUAUAAUAUAAUAAAAACGUUGUACUUUCCACGUA